CGAAAAGUGCGUAAUAUUGAGUUGCGCGAGAAAAGAAAACAAAAAAACAAAAGACAAAGUGCAGGGAGUGCAGCUAAAAACGAACAAACCUAUCGUUAUCAAUUGAAGCUGCCCACGUGCAGCGUCCGUCGUUGAAAUGCGCCUCGGUGAUCUGGUCAACGCGAAUCACACAAUCGCUUCGUCAUUAUCAUUUCAGUGCAAAACGUUCGCGCAAAAACGCUCACGCUUGACUCACGUGAUUACUCGCGCGGAAGUCGCGAGGCGAAAUAAAAACGAGCGACACAACGACGGACGGUGCGACAUGACGCAUAUAAUCGCGGUUUUGUCCGCGCUUCCUAGGUUAUCUUACCACUUGCGAUCGCGUUUGCCGAACCUGUGUGUUUCAGACGUAUUGCCAGGACAGGCGGACACCUUGACGAAACUCAACGCAGCGGAAAUAUUGGUGGCCGAUUGCGAUUUAUUGAUACCUUAUGCGAACAAGUUGACGUCUGUCAAGUGGAUACAGGCGACAUGGGCGGGUUUGGACAAUUUUAUUCCCCACGUACAAGCAGCGCAAAGAAAUUACAUACUUACUCGUUUCUCGGACGAAUCAUUCGGUUUGGCCAUGUCCGAAUACGUUAUAGCGCAGAUUGUCAACUUCGAGCGUGAUCAACGACGGCAGUACGAGAAUCAAAAGCUUUCUGUAUGGACGAACGAUGGCAAAGUUACAAAUCACAGACGCAUACAUGAUCUGACUAUAGGCAUCUUGGGUCUGGGAACGAUAGGAAAGUUCAUCGCGCGAAACUUAAAAAUAUUCGGCACUACCGUCUGGGGCAUGACACGCAGUGUUCCGAAUGAGGAGUUACCUUAUCUCGAUGAGCACAGGACCGUGGAAAAAUUGUCGGACAUCUUGGAAAAUUGUGAUUAUAUAAUUAACGUACUGCCGUCGACUCCGAACACAGUGGGGCUUUUGAAUGGGAACGUCCUGCAGCGUUGCAAGGACAAGGAUACCGUUUUCAUCAACAUAGGACGUGGUUCUGUUAUUAGAGAAUCAGAUCUGAUAAACGCGCUUGAGCAGAAAUGGAUCUCGGGUGCAAUUUUAGACGUGUUCGAGGAAGAGCCGUUGCCAAAAGAAAGCAAAUUAUGGAGUUUUCCGCAAGUAACUAUAUCGCCACAUGUUUCCGGUAUAUCGCGCACGGAAGACAUUGCAAAGCUGUUUGCCACAAAUUACGCUAAAUACGUAAAAGGAGAAAAUUUGCUGAACGUUUUCGAUUUUGAUAAAGGCUAUUAAUUGUUAUACAAGAUUGUGUUACAAAUGUUAUAUAACAUGUUAAAAUACUACAAUAUAUAUGUAUAUAUAUACAUGUGUGUGU
Messenger RNA from Pseudomyrmex gracilis, 1352 nucleotides. RefSeq names its product glyoxylate/hydroxypyruvate reductase A-like. The transcript has 4 exons. The record is from RefSeq and is a predicted model, not a curated record. Gene Ontology annotation, molecular function: NAD binding. The coding region runs from base 137 to 1270 and encodes 377 amino acids. Lineage: Eukaryota; Metazoa; Arthropoda; Insecta; Hymenoptera; Formicidae.